UCAUGAAAACGUUCGUUAAUGCUCUGCUGCCACUCUUAUUGGUAACUGUGGCAAGUGCGGCAAACUCUUGCCAGGAUGCGCACUGGGACGGCACCUACAACAUUCGCUUGAGCACUGGCAAAGUCGUUACGGUGUACUGCGAUAUUUCUCUCAAUGGAGCACCCUGGCUGGUGAUACAGCGUCGUGUUAGCGUCGAUGUUAACUUCUAUAGGAACUGGUCGUCCUAUCAGCAUGGCUUUGGCGACUUGGACGGCAGCUUCUUCAUAGGCCUGAAUAACCUGCAUGAGAUUUCGAGCGAGAAGCCUCACGAGCUUUAUAUAUAUCUGGAGGACUUCGAUGGCGAGAAACGCUUUGCCAAAUACGAUGAAUUUGCCAUUGGCAACGAGGCUAAUCUGUAUGGUCUGAACAAGUUGGGAAAAUAUUCAGGCACUGCUGGAGACUCGCUUACUGGGCAUCGCGGUAUGAAGUUUACUACCUACGAUAGAGAUAAUGACCUAAAUGGAAAGAACUGCGCUAUAGAGUAUACAGGUGCUUGGUGGCACAACAAUUGCCAUGAGAGCAAUCUGAACGGACUUUACUUGGGCGGUGAAUAUGGUCAGAAUCAGUUCGCGCGUGGAAAUUGCUGGAGAGCAUGGAGAGGCCAUAACUAUGGCUACAAAACUGUGCAAAUGAUGAUACGACCAGUAGCCUAAAGUUUUUCAGCUCGAAAGUAAUAAUUACAAUUUUAUAUAAAUAAUUGCAACAGAUUUGUGAAUAAAUUUAAACUUUGCAGCAA
Drosophila busckii is the source of this 775-nucleotide messenger RNA. Its product is annotated as ficolin-2-like. The transcript is spliced from 2 exons. Bases 3 to 692 code for a protein of 229 amino acids. Lineage: Eukaryota; Metazoa; Arthropoda; Insecta; Diptera; Drosophilidae. The record is from RefSeq and is a predicted model, not a curated record.